AUGUCCGCAGGCUUAGACAUGUCACUUGAUGAAAUUAUUGCGAAGAGGAAACCAAGAGGAACUACUAGGACUGGAGGUCCAACACGCACCGGUGGAAUUUCAAAACGUUCAGGCGGUCCUGUAAGAAAUCCACGAUCACCGCAGAACAGAACUAGACCAUACACUGGAACUUCUUCAACGACGCCAAACAUUGCAGCUUCACCUGAAGGAAAAAUUCUCGUUUCAAAUCUCGCCUACAAAGUGUCAGAGGCGGAUCUUUGGGCGAUCAGUUUCUUUCUUUGGUGCCAAAGCUGGGGUUUACCGUCUACAUAUAAACCUGAAGCGAAAAGGCGACCUUUGUACGAAAAUUUUAUUUUAUCGUCAACGUCCCUUCUUCGUCUUGCGGCUUUGGAACCCGGAGAAUCAGAAACCUUUUCUUACAACACUCUACAAACCGAUCUGCCUUGUUGCUCCUAUGAAAACAAUCCACCUGAUCGCAAAACAAACUCCCUCCCUCCAUACACGCACUUCGACACCCUUACCUCUUUUCAACACCAGGAACUCUUCCAAACGAUGAUCGGCCCUGUACGUCAAGUGAAUCUCAAUUUUGACCAAAGUGGACGUUCGAAGGGAACCGCAUCCGUAGUCUUCGCCAGGAAAAAUGACGCCGUUCGAUCUGUUGAAAAGCUCCGGAAUAUCACACUUGAUG
This is a messenger RNA of Acaulospora morrowiae, 688 nucleotides long. Lineage: Eukaryota; Fungi; Glomeromycota; Glomeromycetes; Diversisporales; Acaulosporaceae. The record is from the annotation of a GenBank genome assembly.